This is a messenger RNA of Microthlaspi erraticum, 1182 nucleotides long. Lineage: Eukaryota; Viridiplantae; Streptophyta; Magnoliopsida; Brassicales; Brassicaceae. The record is from the annotation of a GenBank genome assembly.
AUGAAGAGGAUUUCUGAUCUUUCGGGUGCUCUGAUAGGGGAGAUAUUCUAUAGGGUUCCGUUAACAUCUCUACACUUAGUGCGAUCUACUUGUAAAAAGUGGAACGAUUUAACGAAAAAUCGGAUUUUGGGGAAAAAAGCAGCAGCAAGGAGUCAGUUUCUGGAGUUCAUGAUGACAAACUCUACGCUUUCUUCCUUUCGAUUCAACCUCCAAGGAAUCGAGAACAAAGACGACCAAGAUUUGCUUGAUCAUCUCUCUAUCAAGCAAAUAACUAGUAUACCUAAUAAUAAUCAAGUCGAGAUAUCUCAAGUCUUUCACUGCGACGGUUUAUUGUUAUGCGUUUCCAGAGACCACUUAACGCUUUUUGUUUGGAAUCCUUAUUUGGGGCAAACCAGAUUGGUUCAACCUAGAAACAAGUUGAACAUAUGUGACAGGUAUGCCAUCGGAUACGACAACGACCGUAACCACAAGAUCUUGAGGUUGGUUAAUGAUGGCCGUCCAAGCAAAAUACUCAUCGAUGUCUACGAUUUUAGCUCUGAUUCAUGGAGGUUUCUUGACGUCGACCCCAGCACGGAUGUAGAGUACCAUAACGGCCUUUCUUUAAAAGGAAACACUUACUUUUUCGGUCAAGAGGUAACAACAACAGGAAUAGUUGUACCAAAUCAAGGAGAAACUGUAACAGAUAUUGAAGACUAUUUAGUCUGUUUUGAUUUUACAAGAGAGAGUUUUGGACCGCGUCUGCCUCUGCCGUUUGACCCUCCGUAUCCUUGUUUUGAGUGUGUGAGUCUAUCUUGGGUUAGAGAUGAGAAGCUCGCUGUCUUAUAUAGCCACUACGAGACUCCCGAGAUCAUAGAGAUUUGGAUAACGACUAAGAUUGAGCUCAAUGCGGUCUCGUGGAGCAGUUUUCUGAAACUGGAUUUGAGUCUAAUCAAUGGUUUACCUGAUGGUUUUUCUUUCGACUGUGAGCCUAGUAGCUUUUUCAUUGACGAGGAGAAGAAAAUCGCUGUGCUUUUUGAUUAUGACGGGGCUACGAACUUCCGCUACCAAAUGGCUUACAUUAUUGGAGGAGAUGGGUCCUUCAAAUCUGUCAACACCGGAAUAGUUUCAAACCCUCGUUUUGAUUGUGGCAAACUUGUGUGCUCUUCUUAUGUUCCAAGUUUAGUGCAUGUGCAAGUUAAUUAG